AGUGGCGGCUUCAACUACUCACAUAGAAAUGGAAUCAGGCAGCUCUGCUGUUACUAAUCAAUCUGCACAAGGCCAAAUUAUGGUCAAUCAAAAGGAGACCUCCAUUGAUGAUGAUUUUAUUAGAUUACUUCGAAUAAUGAAGGAUGGCUCCGACUUGGAAAUUGGCCUGCCUUCUAUUUCCAAACUUGCUGCUCUUGAAGAUGACAAGGUGGCUAAGGCCUUUGUUGACAUAGAAUCCUCAUUAAAAAUGGAUCUCCAUCAGAUAGCUAACUCAGAAGAACACACUAAUCGCCUUGAGAAUGCACUCAACCUCUUGUCCACUCAUUUUUCUGAAGAAGAACCUUCCUCUCACGGCCUUAUUAGAGGCAAAACAGACUCUCUUCAUCAAGAAAUUCAAAGAAUUCUCUCAUCGUUCAAGCAAGCUUCUGGUAACCUUGACAAAUUCACCAAGCUUAGAGAAAAAGAGAAGUGGAUCGAUGAACAACAUUCUCAAAGGAUGGAGGAAGCUACUACUCUUGUGUCUGAAAUCUGCAAUACUGAGGAUUAUAUGAUUAAACUGAAGGAGCAAAUCGCUAGAUUGCAGGCUGAAUUGAAAAGCAAAGGAGAAGAAUUUGAAGACUGUGAAAUCAAACUGUCAUCUCUUCGGAAACAAAAGAAGGAAUGUGUCUUGGACACCAUAAGGCUAAUGGAAGAGUAUGAGGCUAUGAAGAAAGACAAGUCCUAUGUGGUGGAUGGCCAAACAAAACCAAGCCAAGAACUAAAAAAAGUGGAAAAUCAAUGGCCCUCUUGUGUGGCUGAAUUGAGGAAAACUGCACUUUUGCUGGGAAUCCUUCUUCAAUAG
This is a messenger RNA of Neltuma alba, 841 nucleotides long. RefSeq lists its product as uncharacterized. Lineage: Eukaryota; Viridiplantae; Streptophyta; Magnoliopsida; Fabales; Fabaceae. The coding region runs from base 29 to 841 and encodes 270 amino acids. The transcript has 2 exons. The record is from RefSeq and is a predicted model, not a curated record.